Molecule: messenger RNA, 2025 nt
Organism: Arctia plantaginis
Lineage: Eukaryota; Metazoa; Arthropoda; Insecta; Lepidoptera; Erebidae
Source: the annotation of a GenBank genome assembly
AUGUCAGGCGACGUGCAGCCAAGAAAACGUAAAGAUAAGAAAAGGAAGAAAGAUGAAUUAGGUGUAGAGGAACCUCGUGGCACGGCAGCCGUUUUAGGGGAAGGCGAUGUGUUUAUACAUUCUCAAUAUGAACAUGGGACUGGUGGACAUUGGUGUGCUAAGAUCAUAUUCUUCUCGUUACUAGCUGUUCUUGUAACUCUUAUUGGUUUAAUCAUAUUGGAAAAUCGAGGACUUACUGAAUUGGAAGCAAAUUCAGUGGAGUCCCGUUAUUCUGGUGUCUUAGAGGGUUGGCUUGAGGACACUCCUGAUGAUGAUCAUCAUGAUGAGCACACACUUGAACUACUGAAACAUCAUGAUGAUGAAGAUGAUCUUGAUCAUGGACAUGAUAUUAGUCAAGAAGAGCAAGAUGAAACAUUAAAUCACGAUGAUAGUACAAGUGGUCAUGAUAAUGAUGAUGAUGAAGAUGAAAACGAUUAUGAUAAGUCAAAUGAUCAAGAAGCUAGUAAUGAAGAAAAAGAGGAAGACGAUGUUGACGAUCACGAUGAUGAAGAUGACGAACAAGAUGAUAAUGACGAACGUGGUGAUGAUGACGAUGAACACGAUGAUGAUGAUGAAGAGCAUAUUGAUAAUAAUGAAAAUGAACUAGACGAUGACAAAAGUGAAGAACAGCAAUUACAAGAAUCUGAUGAGGAUAAUGAUGAGGAUGAGCCUAAUUUGUAUAAUGAUGAAAGUGCCGAGGCGAAUGAUGAUAACGACCUACAAAAUAUAGAUGAAAUGGAUUCCGAAGAAGAUGAUGACAGUAACUUUCAAAACAAUCAGGAAGAUGAUGAAAGUACAGAAAAACAUGCUGGAUAUAGUCAUGAAGAUGAAGAUGAUGACGAGGAACACGAAAAAAAUGAAGAUGAGGAAACCGAUUCUGCUAUAGAGGUAGAGAAGCUUGAAAAUGAAGUAUCUGAUGAAGGCACUGAAUCGGACGAACAAAGAGAGACGAACGAAGACGAUAAAAGUCAAGAAAUUUCAUCUGAACUGCCUCCAGAAGACAAUGCAGAUGAGGUGGAAAAUAUAGAAGACGAAGAAUUCUCAGAAGAUGAAAUUGAUGUGCCCUUGCCCAUUGUUGAACGCAUUGUAGCGCCUAAAGGAAAACCUUUACCCGAGGUGGAAGAUGAACCCACGACCGCCAAGCCCGCAGACACACUGGCUGACGAGGAGGAAUACGAAAAACAGCAAGAAGAGCUUCGGAGGGAACAAGCCCAAGCUUCCCACGUGUGGCUGAAGCUGGCGGUGGGUGGGGCGCUGCUCGUCGCCACACACGCGGUCGUGAGCCGCGCCGUUGCCCCGCGUGAUGCGACACCAGCAAGUGAAGGUCACGCUGUUAGGGAGAACACACCUGUUUUGAUCGACCGUAGACUGACUCUCAUAGCUGAAGGAGCGCCUGCAAAUGCUAGUCCAAAUGAAGUGGUAGCAGAAAUUGCAACGCCCGUAAUCGAUUUAAAAUAUUCUUCACAAGACAAAUCUGUGAUACCUCCUAGUAAAGAAGAAAGCGAAGAGGAUGUUGAAGAAGAAGAAGAAAUAAUUGACAAAAAGGAUAUCACCAAAAAUAAGGAAAUGUUUAGUGAUGAUGAAGACGAAGAUGAGUUAGAGGAGGAAGAAGUUAACGUACAACAAAGAGAGACACCUAAACAAGCGCCACCCGUUUCAGAAAAAGUAUUUGAUCCUGAACCUGAAGAGGCAGAGGUUGAAGAAGAUGUUCCUGAUGAUGUAGAAAUAAUUGAUGAUGAACAUUCGGAAGAAGAACUGGAGGAAGAAGAAAACGAUGAAGAGGAAAUAUCCGAUGUAGAUGACGCAGAACUUUUAACUCGACUGGAGGCUAAAUACGGAAGGCUUCCUGACCCGGAAGGGACACAAAAACAUAAGGACGGCGGUAACAGUAUAGAGGAAGAUUGGCCUGGGGACCCUAGAGAUAAGUACUGGCGACAACAGCUCGAUGAAGCUGAAGAGGAGUUACGCCAGGACUGGCUAGACUAA